Molecule: messenger RNA, 5656 nt
Organism: Pantherophis guttatus
Lineage: Eukaryota; Metazoa; Chordata; Lepidosauria; Squamata; Colubridae
Gene: ITPKC
Product: inositol-trisphosphate 3-kinase C
Biological process (GO): phosphatidylinositol phosphate biosynthetic process; inositol phosphate biosynthetic process
Cellular component (GO): nucleus; cytoplasm
Molecular function (GO): inositol hexakisphosphate kinase activity
Source: RefSeq, a predicted model, not a curated record
GGUGGGUGGAGGGCCAGCCGACGGGUCCCCUUCCGGGCGUUGGAGGCUCAGCUGCUUUGGCUCGGGGUUAGGACGGCUCGGCGGCGAGGUGCAAGCAGCCUCGGACCCCGCUGGCUGGGUGGAGAAGUGCGGGGCUGCCCUCGAGGUUCUGUCUCUUGAGUGGUGGGCAUUCAGCCAUGAUUUGUGCUUUAUUCUUGAUUUAUCCUGCUUAUAGGGCUGCCCAGAUCUCAUAGGUGACUCUGGGCAGUGAAAAAAUUUAAAAUAAAGUACAGUUACUAAAAUAAUUUUAAAAACGAUGCACAUAGCAGCUGAAGUCAUAAAAGGCCUUGGAGGUAGCCAUGGCUGGGCUUCUGCACACACUUUGGCCCCAGCUUGGCCCAGAACCAGACCUCCAAGGCCUUUCAGAGGCCAGCAAGGUGAGCUCCAACCAAAUCCCUGGAGGGAGAGGCUCCGGCAAGCAGGUGCCGCAGCAGAAAAGGCUCCUCUUCCCUCUUGGCUGGUGGAACCCGCAACAGGCCUCUCCUGCCUGGUCAGAUGGGAGAAACCACCGGAGAGGAAAGAAGGUGGCCCCAAGCCAUGUAGGAACUUCCAAAGGGACAGAGAAGGACCUUGAAUCGCCUCACAGACUCACAGUGGUAGCCAAUGCAGCUUGCAGUUAGUGGUGUCACAUGUGCCAAAUAUUGCGGGCAGCAAAACAACAAAGAUGGCAACGGUGCUGCUAAUGAGGGUAACUGGCUAGGCUCCAUUUUACAGCCAGAGCCUCACUGGAUUCUGGAUCCCUCAGGUCUCGGCACUGAGUUUCUUUGAUAGCCGGAGCAACACGGAACAAACUUGCCUCUGCUCUUGCUGGGAUGCUUCCUGCCCAGCCCCACCUGUGGGUAUCCUGGCGGUCUGAUCCUGCUUUCAAGGUCAGGUAGAACUGGCUUGGUGAUCAACUCCUAGCAAGAGUAGCCACCAACCGGGGAAUCCUGCUGCCACAGGAGAAGGAGAUUUCCCCAAUGCGAGGUGCUAUCUUGAUGGACCAUGCUCUCCCAUCUGGAGGGAUCAAAGAUUGAACCAGAUCUAAGUGCUGCACAGGCACAAAACACAAUGAAAUCUCACAUCUGCCAGCCACAAGUCAAGGGAGUCUUUCCCUUGCUUCACAGUCUCCCCAUGCCUCCCCCUCCCUUUGCGUACUCCUACUCAAGAGCAACAGCUGGUCCCACUGACUCAGUGCAGGAUGUGCAAAGUAUUUCCAACUUUACAAGAGCUGAGCAUCAACAGGGGCUUCUUGUUCUGAAUCAUGGAUCUUCUGUGAUUUCUCAUCCAUUUAGCCACAUUUUCUGGCUUUUUAAAAACCUGGUUUCCAUGAGCGAGCGGUUGGGCUCUUCAGGAGAGGGAAAGGUGCUUGCCUCCUGCCUCUCUUUUGGGGUGAUGAAAGGGGGCCCAUCUCUUCCUGGCCCCUCCGAUCCUCCCAGGAAAGGCCCAGGGCAUUCUUGAUGGGAUCAAAGGCUUGGAGAUCAGAGGCUUUUUCAAUCCUCGUCCCCAAAUGGGGGGUUGAUUAUGGGGACUUCCAGAAUUCCCAGCCAGGUAAAUAGAGCUCCAGCUUUCCUGUCCCAAGUGUGGGGCUGCUCCUUCCAUCACAUGUUUUCCUGGAGAAUAAGAGGCAUGUGGAAGGUUUUGCAUGUGAGCCCAGGACACUGUCUUAUCUUGAGAGGAGAAGAUAAAGAGUAAGAAGGGGUGAAGUGUGGUAAAAGUUCUAUUUCAAAUGAAUAUCCACAGCGUGCUGGUACUCUUUUGACUCAGAGAAAAGCUGCUCCAAUCACCUCUCCCUGCCUUCAUUUGUUUUCUGGAACAUACAGAGCACUUUUUUCUACCUGUGAGGCACCUGUUGGCCUCUUGAUGAGCUGCUUCAGUUGCUCCAAGUGCAAUGGAUUCAUUUCCGGUGGAAUGAAUCACCCUGGGCUGAUUCAGGUGCUUCUGGCCAGUCAGUGGAGCUGAGUGCGCCUGCCGCAUGCAAGCUGGAGGGCUGAACUGGCCCCCCAAGCUCCGGCUGCCUUUUUGGGCAUGUGCCCAUCCAGGCUUUUGCAAAGGGGGGAAAGCAGAAGGAGGGGAAGCGUCCUGGCAGACCCAGAAUGGCAGGAGGCCCCUUUCUAUGGUCAUUUGAAAUAUAAAAAGGGCUAAAUGCUUUUUAUGAACCUUAAAGUGUGGCUUAGGUUCUUAAUUGGUCCCUUUCGCCUCCUGAAUGGAAACCCUUAGAAAGAUCCCGAAGGCUGAAGGAGAGCAAAAAGGGCUUAUUUCUGUAAACCAAGAUGUUUGUUUAAGAUAUUUCUGCAUUUCCCUUCAUAGGAAGAUGCUGGGGCAGUGUUCAAAGAAGUACUAAUGAAUGUGUUUACACAAGUUAAUUCACUCACUGUAAUAAAAACAUAAUGGAAUUAGUCACAUUGAAAAUGACAAAAGCAUAAAAAUAGAAUUUCUUCUAAAGUGCCUGGCUGCUCUGGCUUGGAGGGAAGCUGUCUCAGGAUUUGGCAGCAGCUGACCCUCUUGAGCAGGAGGAGGGAGGCCUCGGUUGUCGGGGAUCCUCGGGCAAAAGAGUAUUUGGGGGAACCUCUCCAGAAAACCUUGAUGCAAACAGGUUGAGGCGGUGGUGCUGAAUUUGCAUGGUCCUGUGAAGGACCCUAGACUUCAGAGGCCAAGAGGUGGAGGUGAGAGAAGGAGAUCCUCAGCCCUCCAGGUCAUGGUUGUCCCAAAGGUGCUUUUUCAAAAGGCAACUGUACUUUCUGUUUACUUGAAGAUGUUUCGCUUCCCAUCCAAGAAGCUUCUUCAGUUCAAGCUUCUUUGAAGGCCACCGUAGAUCAACGGUGAUCUUUCCCACCUGUGGUUCUUUUGCAAGCAUUUGGAUGCAGACAGAAUGCUCCCUGGGGAAAACAAACCUCCUUGAUACCAUCCCCCCCAGCUUGGGGAGGGGUACAUUGGUGCUGCUGACAUUCAAGAAGAAUGCGUCAGGAGCAUUUGCUGAGUUCAAAGCACAGAAGAGUUUAUUACCACUAGAGCGGCAAAGAAGGGACGGUACUUGCUCUACGGAAGGGCCGAGGGUGGCUGUUCCUCCUGGUCCCUGGCCAGCUGCACAAAAGGCCUCUGAUGGUACCAGAGGAUGGUUCUGGAAGAAUGGAGCUUCUGGUCCUGAAUCGCUGGCUGGUAUUUCCUGGGGGGCCGAAUGGCUGAGCUGGUUUGUGUGGGGAUCGCUGUGUUGCUUGCUCAGUGGAGGAGUCGAAGUGCCAAGUGCAAUGGGGGUUCUGCACGUGCUUUCCUCCGAGGGCAGAGUGGGCUUUCAAGUGCCACCCCUUGCACGGCACACACAGUCCUUUUAAGCUUGUCCGCCAGGCGUUGCAUGGACACCCUGCUCCUCAGCUGAGAUGUCGAGGCUGCAUCUUUCCUGCCCUGCUUGGAGAUUGAACCUUGCAGAUGCGCCCAGGAACGGAGCUGUGAUUCUCACUCAUCCCAGCUUGCAGGUUCCAGUCUGGCCCUCCUGUGUGAGGGACAACACCAAUGUGUCCCUUGGCCAGGGCCAACAGGUGUGCCUGCAUUAUCUGUUUCAUGGUGAGUCUGGCCAGAUCGCUCUCCUCGGAUUUAAGCAGAGCCUGUGCACUGUCGGGGGCCUCCAGGGCAGAGUCAUCUGUGACUGUCCUCUUGUCUGUUGACGGUCCUCUUGCUCUCCACUUUGCCUGUCAUGGAAAAUUCCUUGCAACGUCCCUAGGUUGCUGAGCAACCUGCUGUCUCCACUCUGCUCUUCCUUUCCCCACUUCCAGGAAAAGGGAGGGGCCACGGGUGCCAUCAGCAUCAUGCCAAGGGGCGUGGCCAGGACAGCAGCGCAUAAACACCCUGGCUGUGUGCACCCCGGGGCUGGAGAGCAGCCAGCGUUCCUGGCCUGGGGGAAGUCAUGAGGAAGCUGGACAGGGGCUCCUUUCCGUCUCCUCAGGCAGCCCUGCUUUGUCUGCAGAACAAGCCCUGGAAGAAGCUGAAGAGCCUGGUGCAGUGGUCGCCCUGCGUGAUCUCCUUCCGGAAGCACUACCCCUGGGUUCAGCUUGCUGGCCACGCAGGAAACUUCAAGGCCGGGGAUUUGGGCCAUGUUUUGAAGAGACACUGCUCCAAUGAGCAGCAGUGCCUGGAGCGCCUGGGAGGUGAUGCGUUGCAGCCCUAUGUCCCAGCAUAUUAUGGGAUGGUAGAGCACGAUGGGCAGCCCUACAUCCAGAUGGAGGACCUGCUGUCUGGCUUCGAGAAUCCUUCCAUCAUGGACUGCAAAAUGGGCGUCAGGACAUACCUGGAGGAGGAGCUGGAGAAGGCGAGGCAGCAGCCCUGCCUGCGCCAUGACAUGUAUGAUAAGAUGAUGGAAGUGGACCCUUCUGCUCCCACGCUGGAGGAGCAUGCCCAGCGUGGUGUGCUGAAGCCCCGCUACAUGCAAUGGAGAGAAUCACUCAGCUCCACCAGCUCACUCGGGUUCCGCAUCGAGGGCGUCAAGAGGGCCAGUGGCAUCUGCAGCACUAGCUUUAAGAAGACCCGGCAACCUGAGCAAGUCGUGGAGGCCUUUUGGGACUUCCUGGACAAGGACAAACACCUUCUGAGCAGUUACCUGGACCAGCUGCAGGAGGUGAGAGCGGCACUGGAUCAGUCAGAGUUCUUCAAGGCACAUGAGGUGGUAGGCAGCUCCCUCCUUUUUGUGCAUGACAAAACGGGGCUUGCCAGAGUCUGGAUGAUUGACUUUGGCAAGACGGUGCCACUGCCUGACAAACAGACCUUGACCCACCGGCUGCCCUGGGUGGAAGGCAAUCGUGAAGAUGGAUAUUUGUGGGGCUUGGAAAACCUCACGGCAAUCAUGCAGAGCAUGCUGGGAAAACCGGACACAAGCCCGACAUAACCAGACGAGCAACAUGUUGCCAGCUUAGUCCCAGUGACCCUUGACUUAAUUUCAGCCAGAUAUCCUAAGAAACCCCAGGAAUGUCUAGGACUGGACUGCAGCUACCCAGAGAACCUGGCAGCAGCAUUCCGAAUGCCCAGCAGUCAAUCUUUACGGAAGUGCAGAUGGCCAGAGGACCCAGAGUUGGGGUCCUCACGUGUCCCUUAGAAGCUGCAAUCCCAUAUAGAGAGAAUUCCCUGUCACUUUGGGAAGGCAGCAAAGCUACAAUUUUUGAACGAGUGGAAGGAACAGACUUAAAGAAUACAAUGUCAACAUUUCUUCUUAAAAGAGGAGGGUGCGCUUCUCAAACACUCAUCAAUCAAAUCAGCUAGAUGAAAGGACCCCAGAAGGAGCCACUCUUUUCCAUGUGAGCAGCACACACAAGCAUAGAGUUUUAUGGUACAAAGCCCUCCUGGGCAUCUUUACAUGCUUGAAAAAGCUCAGCUGAAGAACUUCCAUGUCACAUGCUGGAUGUAAACAUGUACAGAAACUUCAUGAUGGAAAUGGUUCCUUUUAACCUUCCUUCCAACCCGAAUGCUGGGCCACCAUAAGACAUGUCCUGUCUCUGCACUAGGACUCUUCAAAUGACUUGGAAUACAAGGGGGGAUUUUCCUAGGAAGGUUCUUCUUUAUCGGUUCCCCUUCAUUAACCAGUCAAAAGGACACCUAGAAUGGCAAGCCUGAUUGGAGUGGUAAGGUCGAUUAAAUAAAUAUGUUCAAGUGA